This is a messenger RNA of Gadus chalcogrammus (walleye pollock), 7931 nucleotides long. RefSeq names its product tight junction protein 1a (gene tjp1a). Bases 488 to 5629 code for a protein of 1713 amino acids. The record is from RefSeq and is a predicted model, not a curated record. Gene Ontology annotation, cellular component: plasma membrane; bicellular tight junction. The transcript has 30 exons. NCBI's taxonomy places the organism in Eukaryota, Metazoa, Chordata, Actinopteri, Gadiformes, Gadidae. Gene Ontology annotation, molecular function: cell adhesion molecule binding. Gene Ontology annotation, biological process: protein localization to cell-cell junction; cell-cell junction organization; positive regulation of blood-brain barrier permeability.
CCCCAUUUUUGAUCCGUCGCUCCUCCCCCUCUGCGAGCCGAAUGGUACGUCCCAGACAGACAUGUCACGAUCACAGCUCCGAGAGGCGAGAGCAGGGGGAGAUACACAAAGCCUGCCAUUGCACAUUACUACAUUUACGCUCCAAGUGAUGUCUACGCGUCCCAACUUAGCAGUCAGCGAAUAGUGAGCGACGACCACACAAACAACCGGGUUACUUCUUUAAUUUAAUCGAUUUGCGUGUUUUUCGACUCGACAUGUGAGUGGAGUAAGUUUCCGGCGAAAACUAAGGAAAGAGAAGAUAAUGAACUUUGGACCCUCCACACGGCUUUUCGUGUCAUGUUUCUCGACGUGCUGGAUGAAAUGAAAUAAAGUAGCCCGGCGUGGCGGCAGCUGGGCGGAAUUCACAAGAAGGAAUAAAGCGCACGAAUACAAGCGAUCACGCUAACUUUGACUUGCUGCUGAUAAAAGUGGAGGAAAAGUAGAAAACAUGUCUGCCAAAGCGUCCAACAAGGGCGCUGCCAUGGAGGAAACGGUCAUCUGGGAGCAGCACACUGUCACUCUUCACAGGGCUCCAGGGUUCGGCUUUGGCAUCGCCAUCUCAGGAGGCCGGGACAACCCUCACUUCCAGAGCGGAGAAACCUCCAUCGUCAUCUCAGAUGUCCUGAAGGGAGGCCCUGCAGAGGGCCAGCUGCAGGAGAACGACCGUGUGGUCAUGGUCAACGCCGUCUCCAUGGACAACGUGGAGCACGCCUACGCCGUGCAACAGCUCCGCAAGAGCGGGAAAAACGCCAAGAUUACCAUCCGCAGGAAGCGGAAGAUCCAGCUCCCGGUGUCGCGGCCCGGCGACCGGGAGACCAUGUCGGAGCACGAGGAGGACGAGGACGAGGAGAGCGAGGACGAGGAGGGUUACCAGGGCAACCGGGCCCAGAGCGCGGUGUACGGCGGGGCCGGGGCCGGGGCCGGGGCCGGGGCCAGCGGCGGCGGCAUGGCCCGCCGGCAGGAGCGGGAACACAGCGCGGGGCGGCGCGACCGCAGCGCCUCGCGGGACCGCAGCGUGUCGCCACGCUCGGAGCGGCGUUCCCAGGCCUCCCUGGGCCCGCCGAAGCCCUCCAAGGUCACCCUGGUCAAGUCCCGCAAGAGCGAAGAAUAUGGACUGCGCCUGGCCAGCCACAUCUUCGUGAAGGACAUCUCCCCAGAGAGUUUGGCCGCGCGGGACGGAAACAUCCAGGAGGGGGACGUGGUGCUGAAGAUAAACGGCACUGUCACAGAGAACCUGUCGCUCGUGGACGCCAAGAAGCUGAUAGAGAGGUCAAAGGGCAAGCUAAAGAUGGUAGUCCAGAGAGACGAGAGAGCCACGCUUCUAAACGUUCCUGACCUCGACGAUAGCAUUCCAUCAGGGAACAACUCUGACAGAGAUGACAUCUCUGAGAUCCAUUCCCUGACAUCAGAACAUUCCAACCGCUCCCUUGGGAGGGGCAGUCGCUCCAGGUCACCUGACCGCUCAGACACCCACGACCACCCCCGCCACUCCCCUCGCCAGGUCAGCAACGGCAGCCACAGGAGUCGAGAUGAGGAGCGGACGUCGAAGCAAGGGGCCAUGUCGACGCCGCUGAAGAGCUCCGAUGAUGGCGUUCUGUCUCAGACCAGCGACCAAGCCAGCUCGCAAGACGACAAGCACACCCCGCCACUGCCCGAACCAAAGCCGGUGUACGCCCAGCCGGGUCAGCCUGACGUGGACCUGCCCGUCAGCCCGUCGGACGCACCGAUACCCAGCGCUGCUCACGACGAAAGUAUCCUCAGGCCCAGUAUGAAGCUGGUGAAGUUUAGGAAGGGGGAGAGUGUGGGUCUCCGCCUGGCCGGGGGCAACGACGUGGGGAUAUUCGUGGCAGGCGUUCUGGAUGACAGCCCUGCCGCAAAGGAGGGCCUUGAAGAGGGUGACCAGAUCCUGAGAGUGAACAACGUGGACUUUGCCAACAUCAUCCGGGAGGAGGCGGUGCUGUUCCUGCUCGACCUGCUCAAAGGGGAGGAGGUCACCAUCCUGGCCCAGAAGAAGAAGGACGUGUACCGCAGGAUAGUGGAGUCGGACGUGGGCGACUCCUUCUACAUCCGGACGCACUUUGAGUACGAGAAGGAGUCUGCGUACGGCCUGAGCUUCAACAAGGGCGAGGUGUUCCGCGUGGUGGACACGCUGUACAACGGCAAGCUGGGCUCAUGGCUGGCCAUCCGCAUCGGAAAGAACCACCAGGAGGUGGAGCGCGGCAUCAUCCCCAACAAAAACAGAGCUGAGCAGCUGUCCAGCGUGCAGUACACCCUCCCCAAGACUCCAGGGGGAGAUAGAGCAGACUUCUGGCGCUUCCGCGGCCUGCGCAGCUCCAAGAGGAACCUGAGGAAGAGCAGGGAGGACCUGUCGGCCCAGCCAGUCCAGACAAAGUUCCCCGCCUAUGAGAGGGUUGUGCUUCGGGAAGCUGGGUUCCUGAGGCCCGUGGUUAUAUUCGGGCCGAUCGCAGAUGCGGCCCGAGAGAAGCUGGGCAGAGAGGAGCCUGAUGUAUUUGAGCUAGCAAAGAGCGAGCCUCGAGACGCGGGGACCGAAACAAAGAACUCUGGGAUCAUUCGUCUGCACACCAUCAAGCAGAUCAUCGACCGGGACAAGCACGCCGUGCUGGACAUCACCCCCAACGCGGUGGACCGGCUGAACUACGCCCAGUGGUACCCCAUCGUGGUCUUCCUCAACCCGGACUCCAAGCAGGGCGUGAAGACCAUGAGGACCCGCCUCUGCCCGGAGUCCCGCAAGAGCGCCCGGAAGCUGUACGACCGCUCCCACAAGCUGAGGAAGAACAACCACCACCUCUUCACCACCACCAUCAACCUGAACAACAUGAACGAGGGCUGGUACGGAGCUCUGAAGGAGAACAUCCAGCAGCAGCAGAACCAGCUGGUCUGGGUCUCCGAGGGCAAGGCCGACGGCGCCCCCGACGACGACCUGGAUCUCCAUGACGACCGGCUGUCCUACCUGUCGGCACCGGGCAGCGAGUACUCCAUGUGCAGCACGGACAGCCGCCACACCUCGGACUACGAGGACACGGACACGGAGGGCGGGGCCUACACCGACCAGGAGCUGGACGAGACGCUCAACGACGACGUGGGCGGGCCGCCGGCCGCGCCCGCCAUCACCCGCUCCUCGGAGCCCGUGCGGGACGACCCGCCCGUCAUCCAGGAGCCGCCGGGCUACACCAACUACCACCAGCCGGGCCCCUCCCCUGGGCCGGCCGCGGGCCACGCCCACAACCACAUGGCCGCCACCGGGGCCGUUCCCGCCGACGCGGCGCUGAGCCGCAUCGACCCGGCCGGGUUCAAGGCGCCGCCCCAGCAGAAAGCGGAGGCUGUGCUCCCUAGCCCCCCCCCCCAGGCCGAGCCGGCGGCCCCCGCCGCCCUCCACACUGUAAACUCUGUAGGAUCCUUUAGGGCCGCGCCGGCCCCCGACUCUGGCUCCCUCAGGAGGCCCCCGCCUGAGCGGGCCCCUCAGAGCGGAACCCCGGAGCCGCUCGCGACCGGACCGCCUGGCCCGGAACCAAAGAUGUUCCAGAAGGAUCCGUACUUGGACCACGGCGGGCGCAUGGCUCCGGCCGGCGUCAAGCCCGUGGCGACCUACGACCCCCAGCCCCCCUACCAGCUGGACCAGCCGCCAUACCGCGACUACGACCACCUGGCCGGCCGCUACGAGGGCAGCAGCGGGGGCAGCAGCGGCUACCUGGAGACCAAGUACCCCGCCUUCGACCCCCAGCUGCCCUACGAGAACAACGGCACGCACCCCGACCAGCCGUGGUCCCAGUACAGCCCCUCCCCCCCGGCCACCGCCGGCCCCCAGGGCUACGACCCCCGGGGGCCCUACGGCGACAGCCCGGACCUGCAGCCCCACCCCCCCCAGCGCUACGACCAGGAGCCCCCCCCGCAGCAGGGCCUGAACGGACGGCCGCGCUACGGUAAGCCGGCCGCGCCCGCCCCCCUUCGCUACGACGAGCCCCUCCCCCCGCUGGGCCCGCCCUACGACCCGCGCUCCCGCUACGACCAGGACCCCCAGCCCUACCCGCCCCCGGCCCACUCCCCGGAGCCGCCGGCGGCACUGCGCUACAACCAGGGCCCGCCCCCGACGCAGCCCCAGCCCCAGACGCAGCCCCAGGUGCCCCGGGGGUACAAGCCCCCCGCCCAGCCCUACGACCUGCCGCCCCAGGCCACGCCCUCGCCUCCGCCGCCCAAGAGCGAGGCGCCCUCGCCCCCGACGGAGCCGGCGCUGGACCAGCCGGCACUGAAGCACCAGUCGGUCCUGAACCGCGUCAAGAUGUUCGAGAACAAGCGCUCGGUGUCGGUGGACCGCGUCAACAGUGAGGCUGCCCUGAACAAGGCGGCUGAGCUGCCUGUCAAGCCCGGCGGAAGUGUGCCUAAAGCCAACUCUCUGAGUAACCUGGACCAGGAGAAGAACUUCAGGGCCCCGGAGCCCCAGAGGCCUCAGUCCAAGAUGACGGAGGACAUCGUGCGGGCCAAUCACCACAACCCCGACGAGGAAGAGGAGUACUACAGGGAGCAGCUGGCCUACCUGGACACCAUGCAGACCGGGACCAGUAAAGCCCUGCCGCAGGGCCAGGCGGCCUACAGCUACCCCAGUUCGACUGAAGGGGUGGGCGCCGUGGAGAAGAGAUAUGACGUUAUUCCACAAGGGACGCCUGCUGUUCGUCCAGGAACACUCACCAAGCCCACCGUACCUGAGAUCAAGGCCCCGGCGCGAGACGAGACGGUUCACACCAACUUCCUGCCGCACAAGAGUUUCCCGGAGAAGACGCCGGUGAACGGCACCAGCGAGCUCCCCGCCAAGCUCCCCAGCAGCGGCCCCGCCGCCGCCCCCAGCUACAACCGCUACGUGGCCAAGCCCUACACCACCUCCGCCAGGCCCUUCGAGCGCAAGUUCGACAGCCCCAAGUUCAACCACAACCUGCUGCCCCACGACAAGCCUGAGCCGGCGACCAAGAUCAACUCGAGUCCAGCCAAGGUGACGGUGGCUCCUCAGUCCCAGAGCACGGACCAGGACAGCGGCCUGGACACCUUCACACGCACCAUGGACCAGCGCUCCAAGUACCAGCCCAACAACAUCCACGCUGUGCCCAAGGCCAUCCCUGUCAGUCCCAGUGCCCUGGAGGACGAGGGUGACGAGGAGGGCCACACGGUGGUGGCCACGGCGCGGGGCGUCUUCAACUGCAACGGCGGCGUGCUGAGCUCCAUCGAGACGGGCGUCAGCAUCAUCAUCCCCCAGGGCGCCAUCCCCGACGGCGUGGAGCAGGAGAUCUACUUCAAGGUGUGCCGGGACAACAGCAUCCUGCCGCCCCUCGACAAGGAGAAAGGGGAGACCCUUCUCAGUCCCCUGGUGAUGUGCGGCCCCCACGGCCUGAAGUUCCAGAAGCCGGUGGAGCUGCGUCUGCCCCACUGCGCGUCCAUGACCCCCGAUGGUUGGUCUUUUGCUCUAAAAUCCUCCGACUCCUCGUCGGGUGACCCCAAGAGCUGGCAGAACAAGUCUCUCCCAGGGGACCCCAACUACCUGGUGGGGGCCAACUGUGUCUCUGUGCUCAUCGACCACUUCUGAGUCACUUGUCAACCCCCCCCCCCCCCCCCCGGGAUUCAAACCUGCAGCCUGGGACCCCUGAACAAACACACACACAUGCACACAAAUAUGACCACACACACACACUAAUACAAACACAUGGAUAUAAACACACACACACACACACACACGCACACAUAUAUGCACACACAAACGUAUAUAAAUACAAAUAAGCAUAUAUAAACGCACAGAGAUGCACUUAUAGCCGCACAUGUAUUCACACUACAAAGACACACAAGGACAUAAACACAUGUGCAAACACAUGCCCAUACACACACGGACAUACACAAACACACACACACACACAAGAUAACGCGUAUAAAAACAGACAUGUACACAAACAUACACGCCAGCCUGUCGCAUAUCAGAACAUGGAUGAUCUCGGCUCCAGUGGCAGAAGGCAGGGGCCCGCUGACUACAGGGGCCCCUUUAAACCCCACCCUUGAAGUCAUGACGUUUAAAAAGAAAAAGAAGCAGAAGAAGAAGAAAGUAAAUAAACACUUAAAAACUGUACAUUUUAACUGUGGAUGGAAUGCAUGCCCGCCCUUUUUGUCGCUACGGAGGAACGGAACACUUUGCUAUGCCGACGUCUAAUAACCUGUUUGCGCCCCGAAAGGACAUACUUACUCCACACUACCGUGUAUCUACUACACCAUAUAUAUGCCUACAGUAUAUAUAGAACAUUUUUAUAUUGUUUUGGAUUAACAGACGUUAUAACUCUUGACUAGUUAGACCAGAGCUGUGCGCGGCUGUUGAAACUCUUGUCUCGUAGCGACAGAGCCGACUAAAUACUCACCACCCCUGUUCCACCACUCCGAGUGCCAGCGUCUUGAGGAAGGUCUGAGAGAGAGAGAGAGAGAGAGAGAGAGAGGGGCAAGACGGUGAACCAGCGUGAUGGUUUUUGGUUGGUCGGUGAGAAGGAGGAGGAAGAGGAUUUUGGGUAAUAUUUUCAGGUCUCUGGUGUAGAAGGUUGUUUGUUUUUGCUGAAGGUUUGGUGAAAAAAAAAAAAAGAAGGCUCCCGUUUCCGGUGGCCAUCUAUGGUGUGGUGUCGUACUGCUGUGACGGGAUGCAUGUGCUUUACUCAGGUCCACAACCUGCUCGCUCGCUCUCUCUCGCUCUCUCUCUCUCUCGUUCUGGCUCUCUCUUUUGUUCUCUCUCGUUCUCUCUCUCUCUCGCUCUCGCUCUCUCUCUCUCUCUCUCUCUCACAUCACCCCCCUCUCUUCUACACAUUAUUAAGCAGUGAUGCCUUAUCUGAUUAGUGAACUUUAAGAAAGAAAAAAAAAUACAAAACAAACAGCUAAGUUCUUGUGGUGAAAUGAAGUUUGUUUAUUAUUAUUUUUUUUUUGCCAUUUUGUGAAGCCACUGUGAGUGAAACUGGCUUUAGCACUAAAGUACGGUUAAAAACUGGUUGAAACGGUAUGCUCUCAAUCUGCUAUGCAUAUUACUUCAGACGAAACAUAACCACACAAGUGGCUGUACAGAAUGCUAGCAAAUUGCCUUGGUUCUUUGUAAAUGAACUUUUUUGUAUUUAGUUUUUGUAAAAAAAAAAAGAAAAAAUUAGGGAGCAUGUUUUCAGUUUGAAGUGGGAAUAGUGAGACGGUGAAGCUGGGCAUCUUUGUUCCUAGGGUAUCAACCAGAGCGAUCAACACUUUGUACCAGCAUAUUCACACAAAAUGACCCUCACGAGAUGGCUUAAACUCCCUGGUUUAAACAACAGCACAGUGCUCUGAUUCAGGACAUUUAAAAACGUUAUUUUUAACUAGGCUGUGGAUCUCUCAAAUGUCCCCCCCCCCCCUCCCACAUUUAUUGAUUUGUGAUACUGGAUGCUGUUUUGUGUGCCCUUAUGUGUAUUUUUGUACUAAUAGGCAAAAUAUGAAGUUGGGCACAGCAGUACUGUUUCAUUGUUUAGAUAUAACACUGCUUUAACUGAAUAGUAGCUCUCACGUGUGGCUGACUUUUUUGUUCUCCUUUGCGACACAAUUUUAAUUAUACCACUGUAUUAAUAAAUAAAAAAUGUUUUAAAGUAACAAACGUUUUUCCCCGUUGAGCAAUCUUUUGUGAGUUAUCUGUGGUUGUUUUACCUAUUAUGCUUAUGCUUCCUAUUUUACAAUUAAUGACCAAAGUGAUGGGACGGCAGUGCGCAAUUACGCUUUGAUAUUAUCCAGCAGUUCCUCGUGUCGCCGCAAGAUGGUGCACAUUCGCUGUCCAUUCUUCAAAGUUUAAGAAAUUAGGGAACUCAUUUUGAAAAUACAGUUCGGUGGAGUCAAAAGCUAACCAAAGAUAG